Messenger RNA from Colletotrichum karsti, 1131 nucleotides. RefSeq lists its product as uncharacterized. The coding region runs from base 1 to 1131 and encodes 376 amino acids. Gene Ontology annotation, cellular component: nucleus. The transcript has a single exon. The record is from RefSeq and is a predicted model, not a curated record. Lineage: Eukaryota; Fungi; Ascomycota; Sordariomycetes; Glomerellales; Glomerellaceae.
AUGGGUCUGGUAGACUACUCAGAAUCGUCCGGAUCGGAGGACGAAGCGCCUCCCAAGCCCACCGUCGCCAAACCCUCAUCAAACACGACAAAGAAGCCCUUCCAAAAAGUCGUCGACCGAUCGAACCCAGGCAAAAUCCUCGUCAACCUCCCAUCGACCAAAUCCGACGACCCCAAGCCCCCGGCAAGCGACGAGCCUCCCGCAAAGCGCGCUCGCACAGCGGGAGGCGGCCGCUUCAGCGGCUUCAACUCGGUCCUACCCGCACCGAAGAACGCCGCCAAGGCCGCCGCACCUGCGACGAGCAGUAGCUCGUCGCGACCGGUUUUCCAGCUCAAGACGGGAGCCGAGCCUGGGUUCAGCCGUGACAGAGGCGAUGGCGAGGCAUCGGGCUCGGGCGACGGAAAUCUCAGCCUACCGGCCCCCAAACAGCCGUCGAUACCAGAAGGCAUGAAGUCGGAGGAGGAAGUGAAGCUCGUCGGCAAGCCGAUGAUGUUUAGGCCUCUGUCUGUCGCCCGCAAAACCAAGAAGAAGACGCCGAGCUCAGUAACACCCAAAGCCCAACCGGCGCAAGUCCCAAGCACAGCACCGCAAGAGACACCAGCGCCUGCACCAGCACCAAUACCAACACCGGCGCCGAAGAAAGUAUCCCUCUUCUCUAUAGAACCCGAAGAGACUUCCUCCGAACCCGGCCCCAAGAGCGGCACCUACGAACCCCUCUUCGAGACACAACAAGACGAAUCGAACGGCUACGCCGAUUAUGCCUCGCACUCCAACUACCCCGCCCCAUCGACAGCCCCGACCAACUCGAACUCCCUCGAUAACAUCGCCGACGACCUCAACCUCUCCGCCGCCGCGCGCCGCGAGCUCUUCGGCAGACAGAAAGGAGGUGCGAACGCCCCGACGGCGUCGCGCGUCAUCAACUUCAACACAGACGAGGAGUACAAGCACAACGAGGAGCUCCGCGCCGCCGGCCAGCAGCAGAUCCACAACCCGGUGCGCUCGAUCGCGCCGGGCAAGCACAACCUGCGGCAGCUCGUCAACGCCGUGCAGAAUCAGCGCGAGGCCCUCGAGGACAGCUUCGCCCAGGGCAAGAACAACAGGAAGGAGGCGUCCAGCCGGUACGGUUGGUAG